GUAGAAGUAGGUCAACUACAACUUAUGAGAAACUUGGUAGCAGAAAUGGUAAGACAUAUUCGGUCUUCAGCGGUAGAAAGUCGAAGCGCAGGUGUAUCUAGUGUUCGGCAAAUGAUGGCAGGUACAAGAAUUAGUGAUACAAGUCCAACUGAAUCUCCAAAUGAAGAUGGGGGAAAUAUGGGCAACCAGACCAGACCACAACCCGAAGUAGAAAAUCCUCAACCUGGUCCAAGCUCAAGUACUGAUCAACCAGGCCCUACUGCAGGCACUAGUACAGGAACUUCGCGUCGCAGUAUGAAUAGAAAAACUUAUCCACCUUCCAGAUAUGUGAGAUUACCCAGAAGUAGUCCUAGACGGUCAUUAGUUAAUUGGUUUGCCAGAUAUGCCCCAUCUCGGGGAGAACGCGGUAAUAGACAAAGUAGAAGUGGGUCAGCUCGUCCGCCUCCAGUACCUACUUCUAACAUAGGAUCACAUAAUGUAUUCAACUACACAACUAUCAGUCCUUCCACGUUAACCCUAAUGACAAGACGGUAAGAUUUUGCCCAACUUUAGUUUAUAAAA
Messenger RNA from Dendroctonus ponderosae (mountain pine beetle), 561 nucleotides. RefSeq lists its product as uncharacterized. Bases 25 to 534 code for a protein of 169 amino acids. The record is from RefSeq and is a predicted model, not a curated record. Lineage: Eukaryota; Metazoa; Arthropoda; Insecta; Coleoptera; Curculionidae. The transcript has 3 exons.